UCAGACAUAGAGCUCGUUUUCAGUGCUGAUACUAGAAACAAAAGCGCGUAGAGCUCGUUUAUUUUUCACAGCUUCAGAUCUUGCUUGCUCUUCUUCUUCUCCUCGACUGAUCUCUAGGGUUUUCGAUUUGAUUUGAUUCGAUUGGAUUGAAUUAUCGGAGCUCCACAACAAUGGCGAAGCCGAGGUACUCGCGCUUACCGGCUCGAAAGUCUUCGUCCUCGACGCUGGUCCUCACCAUGCUCAUCAUGUUCACCUUCGUCAUCCUCAUCCUCCUCGCGCUCGGAAUCCUCUCGAUUCCCAGCAGUUCCGGUGGCAAUUCGCCCAAGGCCAACGAUCUCAGCUCCAUUGUGCAUAAUACAAUGCAUAGAAGUGAUGCAGAUGAGGGGAGAGCGGAGCAAUGGGUGGAGCUGAUCUCGUGGGAGCCUAGAGCUUUUGUUUACCACAAUUUCUUGACCAAGGAGGAAUGUGACUAUCUAAUUAGUCUUGCGAAGCCUCACAUGCACAAGUCAACAGUUGUUGAUAGUGAAACUGGAAAAAGUAAAGAUAGCAGGGUCCGUACAAGCUCUGGAACAUUUCUGGCAAGAGGACGUGAUAAAAUUAUUAGAAACAUUGAGAAGAAGAUUGCUGAUUUCACCUUUCUACCUGUGGAGAACGGGGAAGGACUGCAAGUGCUCCACUAUGAAGUUGGACAAAAAUAUGAGCCUCACUUUGACUACUUCCUUGAUGAGUUCAACACUAAAAAUGGGGGUCAGCGCAUGGCUACAGUUCUUAUGUAUCUCUCAGAUGUCGAAGAAGGGGGCGAGACAGUCUUUCCUGCCGCCAAGGGGAAUAUCAGCUCUGUGCCUUGGUGGAAUGAGCUAUCUGAUUGUGGAAAGAAAGGACUUUCUGUGAAACCAAAGACUGGUGAUGCUCUGCUUUUCUGGAGCAUGAAGCCUGAUGCCACUCUAGAUCCAUCAAGUUUGCAUGGUGGUUGCGCCGUGAUUAAGGGGAACAAGUGGUCAGCUACUAAAUGGAUACGUGUAAAUGACUACAAAGUUUGAGCUACUGCGUGAAAGGUUUGAAUGAGUUCUCAUCUCAUUGUUAUACUCUAUAUAAGUCUCAUUCAGAGCUCCACCGCAACAGGGCUUAAAGUCUCAAUAUGUAACCGUCUACACGGAGCUCGAUUCCUUCAUUUCAUAAAUUCAUAUGUAACCUUCUACCACCACUCCUUUGCUCACAUUUUUGUUUGAGAGCCCUUUCUGUUUAUGACCACCAACCUAAUAAAAAAAAAUGAAAGUUUGUAUUUGUAUUUAAA
Corylus avellana is the source of this 1294-nucleotide messenger RNA. Its product is annotated as putative prolyl 4-hydroxylase 10. Gene Ontology annotation, cellular component: endoplasmic reticulum. Gene Ontology annotation, biological process: peptidyl-proline hydroxylation to 4-hydroxy-L-proline. The record is from RefSeq and is a predicted model, not a curated record. Gene Ontology annotation, molecular function: iron ion binding; L-ascorbic acid binding; procollagen-proline 4-dioxygenase activity. NCBI's taxonomy places the organism in Eukaryota, Viridiplantae, Streptophyta, Magnoliopsida, Fagales, Betulaceae.